Molecule: messenger RNA, 1349 nt
Organism: Hylaeus anthracinus
Lineage: Eukaryota; Metazoa; Arthropoda; Insecta; Hymenoptera; Colletidae
Product: glutathione S-transferase D7-like
Exons: 6
Coding region: 574-1224 (216 amino acids)
Biological process (GO): glutathione metabolic process
Molecular function (GO): glutathione transferase activity
Source: RefSeq, a predicted model, not a curated record
CGCACCCGCACCCGCAUCCGCAUCCGCAUCCGCGCUGUCUCGAAAUUUAUAAUACAUAAUACUUUCGAAUACAUUUACGUGCUUUGCGAACAAGGUAUUACGCAUAUUGUGUACAAAUAUUUUGCUUAAUAUUCAUAGAAUAGAAUAGAAUAGAAUAGAAUUCGUGCAUUAAUUAUCGGUAAUUUUAUUACCAAUCAGAGUGAUAUUUUUAAACUAAUUAUAUUUGAAAAGAAAGCAAUAUUUGUAACGAAUGGCGUAUAACGACGAUUAGCGUUGGCGAAAUCUGUUAACCAAAACAGAAACGAUAAGGAAGCGGUCUCAGCCACUGAUUGUGCGUGUUCUGGCAGCUGGUAUUACUAUGUAGUAGAAACAGGAGAUUUAACGACCGGUUUAACAACUACUCGGUUUACAUCAACGUCGCUAGUUGUCAAGUGACCAAUGUUCGUAUCUCUAGUUGCUUUUUCGGAUUGACGCGGUGCGCAUCACGAUAAAUUGAUCGAUAAGUAAUUGAUCAUUGAUCGAACUUUUAUUUCACAGGGAUAUUUGGGAGAGAGAGAAAGAGAGAGAGAGAGAAUGACGAAAAUUAUUUUAUACUCGCACGACAUUAGUCCACCUUGCCGUUCAGUUUUGUUGACGGCGCACGCGAUUGGGGUCGAAGUGGAGAUUCGCGAGAUCAAUUUGCUGACCAGGGAUAACAAGAAGGAAGACUUCUUAAAAAUCAAUCCCCAGCACACGAUACCAACGAUAGACGACGAUGGUUUCGUACUUGCGGACAGUCAUGCUAUUGCGUGCUAUCUGAUAGGUAAAUACGCUAAAGACGAUUCGCUGUAUCCCAAGGACUUGCAGAAACGCGCGUUAAUCGACCAACAGCUUCACUUUGACUGUGGGGUACAUUUCUCAGCUGAAAGGCGUCUCUUUGGAGAAACAUUCUUAGGAGAACGAAAAACGAUUAGCGAAAGCAGAAGAAACGAAUUGAAGGAAGCGUAUGGAUUCUUGGACAAGUUCCUGGAGGAUAAAAAUUGGCUUGUCGGGGAUUCUUACACCGUCGCGGACAUAUGUUCCGCCGCCACUGCGUCCAGCGGUCUUGUGGUGGUGAACCUGAACGAUUAUCCGAAUGUGAAAUGUUGGCUAAAAAGAUGCGAAGAGGAACUGCCGGGUUACAAAGAGUUUAAUGUAUCUGGUGUUAGCAAACUGCAUGCUGCGUUUCGUUCGAAACUUGGCUAAAUCAAAUGAAAUUCUAUCGACUUGACGAUAUUUUAUCGAAUUUGAUCUUAUGCUUGCUUGUAUUGCUUACAAGUUUCAUGGAGAUUCUGAUUAAGUAAAUAUACGCAUAACCGUUGUUGCAUACU